This is a messenger RNA of Batrachochytrium dendrobatidis JAM81, 357 nucleotides long. RefSeq names its product bis(5'-adenosyl)-triphosphatase. Gene Ontology annotation, molecular function: catalytic activity. Lineage: Eukaryota; Fungi; Chytridiomycota; Chytridiomycetes; Rhizophydiales. The transcript is spliced from 4 exons. The record is from RefSeq and is a predicted model, not a curated record. The annotation marks the transcript as partial.
ACAAUUAAGUUUGGUCCUUGGCCCAUUCGAUCCUCUGAGAUAUUCUUUACUUCCAAGCUCUCUUAUGGUCUAGUGAAUCUCAAGCCCCUUGUUCCAGGCCAUGUCCUGGUCAUUUCUCGCAGAUUAGUUGUUAGAUUCAAUGAUCUUACAUCUGAAGAGGUCAGCGACAUGUUCUCUUCGGUCCACCAGAUUUCCAAAGUGAUUGAAAAGUUGCACAAGGCCGACUCGCUUACUAUAUCCAUGCAGGAUGGUCCAGCUGCUGGGCAAUCUGUGGCUCAUGUGCAUAUUCAUAUCAUUCCACGUCACCACGGCGAUUGGAUGAAUAACGAUGAUAUUUAUCCCGAGAUUCAGCGAAAA